This is a messenger RNA of Coregonus sp. 'balchen', 22882 nucleotides long. The record is from the annotation of a GenBank genome assembly. Lineage: Eukaryota; Metazoa; Chordata; Actinopteri; Salmoniformes; Salmonidae.
AUGUCGUUACCGGGUAGCUGACAGCCCCAUUAUAGGAGGGACACAAGUACAAACAGAAAGGCACAUUCACCGCUGGAGCGUGACAGAGUAAUGGCUGUCUUAAAUGCCCAGUGCAUAUGUUUUUAUCUCAAUAUCAAAUCAUUUCUGGGUAAAAAAUUUACUACCUUCCUGUGAUUUGUUUUUUAAUAAAACAAUAAAAUAAAAUAAAAGCUUCUUAGCAAAGAACAAUUUCUCAAGCAAAAAUUGUUAGGACUGUCUGGGAGUGGUCUCAAAUGGGGAGGGAAAAACUGAAAACUAGCUGUUAUUGGCGGAGAGGUUUGGAACUCUCUUUCUUAUUGGUCUAUUAAUUAAUUUACCACCUGGUGAUGUCACCAGGAAGGCCAAAACUCCAUCCCACCAAAACCGGCAGACAUUUUAAGGCGGUCUUUUCAAACAGCUCUUACACUGAAAGGGCAUUAUCCUAAUUUUCACAAUUUCACAGUAUUAUUCCAACCUCAUAGUGUGGAAAUAUAUAAUAGGAAAUCCCGUUUUUGACUGCACAGGGCCAUUAAAUAUUUAAUAAGCGGUGGAUUUGAGAUCUCAGCAUGUCUUCUCAGAGGCCUGCAGUGAGGGGAACAAAGCGACCGAGGCGUGAGAACGCUCCCGACUAUUGUUCUGAUGGAAAAUAGCCCCUCUACUCCAACCGCCUCCCUCCUAAAACAAAUAAAUGCAAUUUUUUUCCGGCAAGCAGCGCGGAAGCCAAGCCCUCUGUUGAUGUCUGUAGAUUAGGGAAACAUGGAAGAGUCAAAGCUGUUUUUGUCUGACUCUUAUUGUGUGUGUGUGUGUGUGUGUGUACAGAUAUCAGCGUGGACCACCCGGAUGAGAAGUCCAUCAUCACCUAUGUUGUGACCUACUACCACUACUUCUCCAAGAUGAAGGCUCUGAAGGUGGAGGGCAAACGUAUUGGGAAGGUGAGGGGUCAGAGUUCACAUGUCCCCAACCUGGAUCACAAGAGAGCAAAGUCUCAUGUCCUGUACUUCUCCAAGCACACUCAUUCCCUUAGAUACGCUAUGCAUAUUUCCCACUGACGUUGCACAACCAGUAUACAAUGUAUGUACUGUUAUACUGAUUCACCACCUUCAUCUCCCAGGUGCUGGACAAUGCCAUUGAGACAGAUAACAUGGUUCAGAAAUAUGAGAGUCUGGCCUCUGACCUCUUGGAAUGGAUUGAACAGACCAUCAUCAUCCUCAACAACCGCAAGUUUGCCAACUCCUUAGUGGGGGUGCAGCAACAGCUUCAGGCCUUCAACACCUACCGCACCGUGGAAAAACCCCCCAAGUGAGACACACUCUCACACACACACACACUUAAAUGCACAUGCACAAACAUGUCAGAUUUCAAAUAUUGUCUUACACCAUGUCCUCUACCUACCUCCCAAAUUUCCCACACGCCUCAUACCAGCAGCUUGACUUGUCAUUUACUGUAACAUUACAGUCUGUUCCCAGAAUUGACUCACCAUGGACAAAACUGAAACGAUCAGGGAUUCUAGAUGAGUGUAACCCUUAUUAAAUGUCUGCACUUGUAUCAGAUUCAUAGCUGGAAUUUCACAGUGUGAACUAACGCCUCUUGGUUCUGAGAGGUAACUUCAAAGAAAAGACAAACCCACACAUUGCUAUGCUAGUAUCGCUUUUUUAAAAUUCAAGCUUCAUGUCGGCCUCUUGGCCUGCAGGUUGACGUUUAUUGUCUUGAAUCUUGUCUUGGAGGCAGCACUGAGCGAUUUCCGCUAGAUGAGCAAGCUGCAAAGUUAAAAUUGGUUAUAUUGUAAAAAUUCAUGAAAACAAAAAGCUUUUCCGUCUUAAUUUAAGGUUAGGAUUAGGCAUUAGGGUUGGCAGUGUGGUUAAGGUUAGGGUUAGGUUUAAAAUCAGAUUUUAUGACUUUGUGGCUGUGCCAGCUAGUGACCACUGCAGAGCUGCCUCCAGAACAAGAUUAAUGACGAAAAACGCUAACCUGCUCUUGGCCUUGGCCUUCCUCAAAGCUUUUUUCAGAAUUAAAUUAGUUAAUUCUGAGAAGUGGCUAAAAGCAAUGCUUUCUCAGACAAAUGUUUCAGCCUGUUGAAAAUGACACUGGCACCAUUUCUACAGAGGCAACAAUGUCACCCUUACUGCUGACAAAAUAUAUGUUAUUCUCUGGCCUACUGGCAGGAAAUGGAGCAUCUUUUUUGUUGAUAGCUGGAGUUGCAUGGGUCAAGGCAAAAGCCACCAGCCUUUAGAGUGGAAUUAGGCUAAUCUCAGCGUCUCCCCUCAGUAGGUUUACACUCAACAUUACAAUUAUGUUAUUCUCUUUGUGUUUCUGUCAGGUUCACAGAGAAGGGCAACCUGGAGGUUCUCCUCUUCACCAUUCAAAGUAAGAUGAGGGCCAACAAUCAGAAGGUCUAUAUGCCACGGGACGGCAAACUCAUCUCAGACAUCAACAAGGUGAGACCUAAUGCUCCUUAAUAAAGAACAUGCUUAUCUCAAUGGCCUGGCCAAAACAAACACUCAGGAACCCUUGUGUCCUCGAUUAGGUUAGAAUGGAUUAAGCUGAUCGACAGAGGGUUAAAGUAGAUUUAAUGGAUAGACAUGGUGGUUUUGGUGAGUUUAGUAUAGUUAAUGAGAGGAAGAUUUACUUUGCUUUGGGGGAUUGUACAGUUGCUAGGUGGGUUUAGUUGCUAGGUGGGUUUAGUUGCUUGGUGGGUUUAGUUUUUUGACAGUGUGUUAAGACCAUAAGUCAAGUUAAAACAGGUUUAGUACAGUAGAUGGAUUAGGUCCAUAGAGUUCUGUACGGUGCACCUGUGUGACCGUUACUCGACCGUGUGUGUGUCAGGCCUGGGAGAGGCUGGAGAAGUCAGAGCAUGAGAGGGAGCUGGCGCUGAGGACGGAGCUGAUUCGUCAGGAGAAACUGGAGCAGCUGGCACGCCGCUUCGACCGCAAGGCCGCCAUGAGAGAGACCUGGCUGAGUGAGAACCAACGGCUCGUCUCGCAGGUAACACACACACACACUCACAAAAAACACACAUUCAUUGAUACACACACACUGGUGGUAGACUCUAACAAUGACACCACUCCUACUCUACAUUGUCUACUUGAACUGUAUUGGUUCAUAGCCAUCAUCCGCUCUGGUCAUGGUAAUGGACAAUGAAGUCAUUUACUUCCCUGUCUCAUCCUGAUGAUGUUCACCAAUUUAAUAUCUCUCUGGUAGUUCUAUACAGACCCAUUUAAUAUCUCCCUGGUAGUUUUACAGUGAGGGGAAAAAAGUAUUUGAUCCCCUGCUGAUUUUGUACGUUUGCCCACUGAAAAAUACAUGAUCAGUGUAUACUUUUAAUGGUAGGUUUAUUUGAACAGUGAGAGAUAGAAUAACAACAACAACAUCCAGAAAAAAGCAUGUCAAAAAUGUUAGAAAUUGAUUUUGCAUUUUAAUGAGGGAAAUAAGUAUUUGACCCCCUCUCAAUCAGAAAGAUGUCUGGCUCCCAGGUGUCUUUUUAUACAGGUAACGAGCUGAGAUUAGGAGCACACUCUUAAAUGGAGUGUUACCUGUAUAAAAGACACAUGUCCACAGAAGCAAUCAAUCAAUCAGAUUCCAAACUCUCCACCAUGGCCAAGACCAAAGAGCUCUCCAAGAAUGUCAGGGACAAGAUUGUAGACCUACACAAGGCUGGAAUGGGCUACAAGACCAUCGCCAAGCAGCUUGGUGAGAAGGUGACAACAGUUGGUGCGAUUAUUCGAAAAUGGAAGAAACACAAAAUAACUGUCAAUCUCCCUCUGCCUGGGGCUCCAUGCAAGAUCUCACCUCGUGGAGUUGCAAUGAUCAUGAGAACGGUGAGGAAUCAGCCCAGAACUACAUGGGAGGAUCUUGUCAAUGAUCUCAAGGCAGCUGGGACCAUAGUCACCAAGAAAAUAAUUGGUAACACACUACGCCGUGAAGGACUGAAAUCCUGCAGCGCCCGCAAGGUCCCCCUGCUCAAGAAAGCACAUAUACAGGGCCGUCUGAAGUUUGCCAAUGAACAUCUGAAUGAUUCAGAGGAGAACUGGGUGAAAGUGUUGUGGUCAGAUGAGACCAAAAUCGAGCUCUUUGGCAUCAUCUCAACUCGCCGUGUUUGGAGGAGGUGGAAUGCUGCCUAUGACCCCAAGAACACCAUCCCCACUGUCAAACAUGGAGGUGGAAACAUUAUGCUUUGGGGGUGUUUUUCUGCUAAGGGGACAGGACAACUUCACCGCAUCAAAGGGACGAUGGACGGGGCCAUGUACAGUCAGAUCUCGGGUGAGAACCUCCUUCCCUCAGCCAGGGCAUUGAAAAUGGGUCGUGGAUGGGUAUUCCAGCAUGACAAUGACCCAAAACACAUGGCCAAGGCAACAAAGGAGUGGCUCAAGAAGAAGCACAUUAAGGUCCUGGAGUGGGCUAGCCAGUCUCCAGACCUUAAUCCCAUAGAAAAUCUGUGGAGGGAGCUGAAGUUUCGAGUUCCCAAACGUCAGCCUCGAAACCUUAAUGACUUGGAGAAGAUCUGCAAAGAGGAGUGGGACAAAAUUCCUCCUGAGAUGUGUGCAAACCUGGUGGCCAACUACAAGAAAUGUCUGACCUCUGAUUGCCAACAAGGGUUUUGCCACCAAGUACUAAGUCAUGUUUUGCAGAGGGGUCAAAUACUUAUUUCCCUCAUUAAAAUGCAAAUAAAUUUAUAACAUUUUUGACAUGCGUUUUUCUGGAUUUUUUAGUUGUUAUUCUGUCUAUCACUGUUCAAAUAAACCUACCAUUAAAAUUAUAGACUGAUCAUGUCUUUGUCAGUGGGCAAACAUACAAAAUCAGCAGGGGAUCAAAUACUUUUUUCCCUCACUGUAUACAGACACAUUUAAUAUCUCCCUGGUAGUUCUAUACAGUUAGAUACAAACCCAUAACUCUCCUCACUCCUUUCUCUCCCCCUCUUCCUCCCUCCCUCCCUCCCUCCGUUAGGACAACUUUGGCUUCGACCUGCAGGCAGUGGAGGCCGCCACCAAGAAGCACGAGGCCAUCGAGACGGACAUCGGCGCCUACGAGGAGCGUGUGCAGGCUGUGCUCUCUGUGGCCAAGGAGCUGGAGGCGGAGAACUACCACGACAUCAAGCGUGUGACGGCAAGGAAGGACAACGUGCUGCGUCUGUGGGAGUACCUGCUGGAGCUGCUGAAGGCCCGGCGCACCCGUCUGGAGAUGAACCUGGGCCUGCAGAGGGUCUUCCAAGAGAUGCUCCACAUCAUGGACUGGAUGGACGAGAUGAAGGUGAGGAAGAUGGUGGUGGUGAUGAUGAUGAUGGUGGGGAUUGAGGGACAGAUUGGGGACACUGUGGUUGGAUGGUGGAGUAAGAAUUGUCUUGAUACUCUGUCACAGUUUGUGAUGUACGAGCAAGUAUCUUUGGCUCAGUUACAUUGCCCACUAUUGACCCCAGUGACCUGUGACCUUCCUGACACGGUUGCUGUGCCCUGUAUCUUCAGAUGCUGCUGCUGUCCCAGGACUACGGGAAACACCUGCUGGGAGUGGAGGACCUGCUGCAGAAGCAUGCUCUGGUGGAGGCUGAUAUCGCCAUCCAAGCCGACCGUGUCAAAGCCGUCAACAACAACGCUCAGAAGUUCGCCAUCGACGCAGAGGGUGAGUCACGUGCUGGGAUUAUUCCGUUUUGGGUGGUAGGUGAUUCUUUUUACUCUCUCUGUGGGUGAUGUUUGUAGGCUAUAUUUAGAUGGAGCGUAAAAGCAGGAGAGAUUAGAGAUGAAUUGUAUCCUGAAGGGGAUAGCUAUACACUGAGUGUACAAAACUAUAUGAACAACUGCUCUUUCCAUGACAUAGACUGACCAGGUGAAUCCAGGUGCAACCUAUGAUCCCUUAUUGAUGUCACUCGUUAAAUCCACUUCAAUCAGUGUAGAUAAAGGGGAGGAGAACGGUUAAAGAAGGAUGUUUAAGCCUUGAGACAAUUGCGUAUGUGUGCCAUUCAGAGGGUGACUGUGCAAGAUAAAUAUUUAAGUGCCUUUGAACGGGGUAUGGUAGUAGGUGCCAGACGCACCGUUUUGUGUCAAGAACUGCAACGGUGCUGGGUUUUUCACGCUCAACAGUUUCCCGUGUGUAUCAAGAAUGGUCCACCACCCAAAGGACAUCCAGCCAACUGUGGGAAGCAUUGGCUUCAACAUGGGCCAGCAUUCCUGUGGACUGCUUUCUACACCUUGUAGAGUCCAUGCCCCAAUGAAUUUGGGCUGUUCUGAGGGCAAAAGGGGUGCAACUCAAUAUUAUGAAGGUGUACUUAAUGUUUUGUACACUGAGUAUAUUGUCCUAUUGUAGAAUCCAAGCCAAUGCUGCCACCUGUCAUAAAAAUAAGUCCUUGAUCUUUGUCAGGUAUAUACAGUGAGGGGAAAAAGUAUUUGAUCCCCUGCUGAUUUUGUACGUUUGCCCACUGACAAAGAAAUGAUCAGUCUAUAAUUUUAAUGGUAUGUUUAUUUGAACAGUGAGAGACAGAAUAACAACAAAAAAAUCCAGAAAAACGCAUGUAAAAAAUGUUAUAAAUUGAUUUGCGUUUUAAUGAGGGAAAUAAGUAUUUGACCCCCUCUCAAUCAGAAAGAUUUCUGGCUCCCAGGUGUCUUUUAUACAGGUAACGAGCUGAGAUUAGGAGCACACUCUUAAAGGGAGUGCUCCUAAUGUCAGCUUGUUACCUGUAUAAAAGACACCUGUCCACAGAAGCAAUCAAUCAAUCAGAUUCCAAACUCUCCACCAUGGCCAAGACCAAAGAGCUCUCCAAGGAUGUCAGGGACAAGAUUGUAGACCUACACAAGGCUGGAAUGGGCAACAAGACCAUUGCCAAGCAGCUUGGUGAAAAGGUGACAACAGUUGGUGCGAUUAUUCGCAAAUGGAAGAAACACAAAAGCACUGUCAAUCUCCCUCGGCCUGGGGCUCCAUGCAAGGUCUCAACUCGUGGAGUUGCAAUGAUCAUGAGAACGGUGAGGAAUCAGCCCAGAACUACACGGGAGGAUCUUGUCAAUGAUCUCAAGGCAGCUGGGACCAUAGUCACCAAGAAAACAAUUGGUAACACACUACGCCGUGAAGGACUGAAAUCCUGCAGCGCCCGCAAGGUCCCCCUGCUCAAGAAAGCACAUAUACAGGCCCGUCUGAAGUUUGCCAAUGAACAUCUGAAUGAUUCAGAGGAGAACUGGGUGAAAGUGUUGUGGUCAGAGGAGGAAUGCUGCCUAUGACCCCAAGAACACCAUCCCCACUGUCAAACAUGGAGGUGGAAACAUUAUGCUUUGGGGGUGUUUUUCUGCUAAGGGGACAGGACAACUUCACCGCAUCAAAGGGACGAUGGACGGGGCCAUGUCCCGUCAAAUCUUCCCUCAGCCAGGGCAUUGAAAAUGGGUCGUGGAUGGGUAUUCCAGCAUGACAAUGACCCAAAACACACGGCCAAGGCAACAAAGGAGUGGCUCAAGAAGAAGCACAUUAAGGUCCUGGAGUGGCCUAGCCAGUCUCCAGACCUUAAUCCCAUAGAAAAUCUGUGGAGGGAGCUGAAGGUUUGAGUUGCCAAACGUCAGCCUCAAAACCUUAAUGACUUGGAGAAGAUCUGCAAAGAGGAGUGGGACAAAAUCCCUCCCGAGAUGUGUGCAAACCUGGUGGCCAACUACAAGAAACGUCUGACCUCUGUGAUUGCCAAGUCAUGUUUUGCAGAGGGGUCAAAUACUUAUUUCCCUCAUUAAAAUGCAAAAACAUUUAUAACAUUUUUGACAUGCGUUUUUCUGGAUUUUUUAGUUGUUAUUCUGUCUCUCACUGUUCAAAUAAACCUACCAUUAAAAUUAUAGACUGAUCAUGUCUUUGUCAGUGGGCAAACGUACAAAAUCAGCAGGCGAUCAAAUACUUUUUUCCCUCACUGUAAGCUUGUAUUCUCAGUUUACAUGAUAGAGGUGUUCUGCGUGUGACAUGUUCCUAUCCCCCCGUUUAGGCUACAAGCCCUGUGACCCCCAGGUGAUCCGGGACCGCGUGGCCCACAUGGAGUUCUGCUACGCAGAGCUGAGCCAACUGGCCGCCGAGCGCUGUGCCCGCCUGGAGGAGUCCCGCCGCCUCUGGAAGUUCUUCUGGGAGAUGGCCGAGGAGGAGGGCUGGAUCCGGGAGAAGGAACAGAUCUUGUCCUCGGAGGACUGUGGCAAGGACCUGACGGGCGCCGUGCGCCUGGUGAGCCAGCACCGCGCCUUCGAGGACGAGAUGAGCGGCCGCGCCAGCCACUUGCAGCAGACCAUCAGGCAGGGAGAGGAGCUGGUGGCCGCAGACCACUUCGGAGCUGACAAGAUCCGCGAACGCAUCCAAGACAUCCAGGAGCAGUGGGCGGCCCUGGAGGGGCUGUCUGCAGUCAGGAAGGCCCAGCUGGAGGAGGCCUGCAACCUGCACCAGUUCCAGGCUGACGCCGAUGACAUCGACACCUGGAUGCUGGAUGUUCUCCGUAUCGUGUCCAGUGCCGACGUGGGCCACGACGAGUUCUCCACCCAGGCCCUGGUCAAGAAGCACAAGGACGUGGCCGAGGAGAUCACCAGCUACCGACCAGUCAUCGACGCCCUGCACGAGCAGUCCAAAACCCUACCCAGGGAGCAGACUGGCUCAGAGGAGGUGCAGGGGCGCCUGGCAGGCAUCGAGGAGCGCUACAAGGAGGUGGCUGAGCUGACCCGGCUGAGGAAGCAGGCCCUGCAGGAUGCCCUGGCCCUCUACAAGAUGUUCAGCGAGGCGGACGCCUGCGAGGUGUGGAUCGAUGAGAAGGAGCAGUGGCUCAACAGCAUGGAGAUACCAGAGAAACUGGAGGAUCUGGAAGUGGUUCAGCACAGGUAAAGAAACCCAACCUAACCAUGCUUAUCCAGUUCAGAUGCAUUAUGUCAGUUGAUCAAUUUGGAGAUAUGUUGUUGUCAUUUCAAGACAACCCUUUCUCUUGAGGCAGACUUGAGACAUACACUACCACUCAAAGGUUUGGACACACCUACUCAUUCAAGGGUUUUUCUUUAUUUUUUACAUUGUAGAAUAAUAGUGAAGACAUCAAAAAGAGUGAAACGCUGUCAUCAAGGCAAAGGGUGGCUAUUUGAAGAAUCUCAAAUAUGUAAAAUAUAUUUUGAUUUGUUUAACACCUUUAUAGUUACUACACAAUUCCAUAUGUGUUAUUUCAUAGUUUUGAUGUCUUCACCAUUAUUCUACAAUGUAGAAAAUAGUAAAAAUAAAGAAGAACCCUUGAGUAGGUGUGUCCAAGCUUUUGACUUGUACUGUAGAACUUCCACAGUGAAACCACUGUGUCAAGGAAAUGAGUUGUCAGACUCAGAAUAUCUCCCAUCGUGUUUUCAAUAACUUUGAAUGUCUGUCACAGCUAGAAUUAAAUGAAUGUUCUCCCGUCGGUUUGACUGGCCAUUGGAAUGUAGCACAAUGGAAGGGAUGUGUGAAACAAACACUUUUUUUGCAAGCUAGGGUGGGCCGCUAGUGCAAGGUGUGGGAACUAGAAUCCUAUAAUUCACUUUCCACUUAGCAACAGAGCCCACAAUGUUUUAAAGCCAAAUCAUUGUAAAGUCCCACACUGAGAAGAAACAGGCCGUGUCCUCAGUUAGCUUAGUGUUUUGGACAGCAGUUCAAUGGAUUGUUUACUCUAACGUGUCUCUGGUCUGAAAUGAUCUCUCCCCCUCCACACUGUUUACUCAAUGUCCACCGCAUGGAACCAUUCCAGACUCCUGUUUCAUUGGCUUUGCUUCUAUGUGAUACACUGACAGCUGAAACAUGGCAUUACAGUUUAACUGGAAACAAAGCAUGUUAACAGGGUUAACAUUAAGAUCACAUUGUUUCCAUAUGCUUAUGUACAGUACAGUACACUCAUUCCUCCUCCCCCUAUUCUACCCCCGUCUCUACCUCCUCCUCCCCCUCUCUACCCCUCUCUCUAUUUCCAUCUCCCCCUCUCUACCCCCUCUCUCUAUUUCCAUCUCCCCCUCUCUACCUCACCCUCUCUCUACCUCCUCCUCCUCCCCCUCCACCCCUCUCUCUCUACCUCCUCCUCCCCCUCUCUACCCCCCUCUCUCUACCUCCACCUCCCCUUCUAUUUGUACCCCCUCUUCCCCUGCAGGUUUGAGAGUCUGGAGCCAGAGAUGAACAACCAAGCAUCCCGCGUUGCCGUGGUGAACCAGAUUGCUAGGCAACUAAUCCACAGUGGUCACCCCAGUGAGAAGGAGAUCAAAGCCCAACAGGACAAACUCAACACCAGGUAGCGUAACAUCCUACAUCAAUCUCAACACCAACUACAGUUAACCUCCGUUAAUAACCUCUAGUGGAAAUGCACUGUCCCCUGACUGUGUGUUUCUCUACGUCUCUCUAGAUGGAGUCAGUUCCGUGACCUAGUUGACCUGAAGAAAGACUCCCUCAACUCAGCUCUGGGCGUGCAGAACUAUCACCUGGAGUGCAAUGAGACCAAGUCAUGGAUUCGCGAGAAGGCCAAGGUGAUCGAGUCCACCCAGGAGCUGGGCAACGACCUUGCCGGGGUCAUGGCCCUACAGCGCAAACUCACCGGCAUGGAGCGUGACCUGGCCGCCAUCGAGGACAAGCUGGGAGAACUGGGGAAGGAGGGGGAGUGCCUCGCAACCGAGCACCCUGACCAGGCCCAGGGCAUCAUGGGUCGUCUGGGGGAGAUCACAGGGGUGUGGGAUGAGAUGAAGGGCACCCUGAAGAACCGCGAGGAGUCCCUGGGCGAGGCCAGCAAGCUGCAGCAGUUCCUCCGGGAGCUGGAUGACUUCCAGUCAUGGCUGUCCAAGACCCAGACGGCCAUCGCCUCAGAGGACAUGCCCAACACGCUUGCCGAGGCCGAGAAGCUGCUGGCGCAGCACGAGGGCAUCAAGAACGAGAUCCGCAACUACGAGGAGGACUACCAGAAGAUGAGGGACAUGGGCGAGAUGGUGACCCAGGGCCAGACGGACGCCCAGUACAUGUUCCUGAGGCAGAGGCUGCAGGCCCUGGACACAGGCUGGAACGAGCUGCAGAAGAUGUGGGAGAACCGUCAGAACCUGCUGUCCCAGUCCCAUGCCCACCAGCUGUUCCUCAGGGACACCAAGCAGGCUGAGGCCUUCCUCAACAACCAGGUAACAUCACAUUACACACUUCUAUAGGGCUGACCCUAUUUAGUCGACUGGUCGAUUGUUUGGUCGAUAGGUUGUUGGUCGACCGAGAUUUCUUUAGUCAAGCAGUAGCAAAAAAAAUUAAUAAUUCAUGGUGUACAAGACAACAGUCUGAUUCGCGCCUGUCUGAGUGGACUAAUCCAUUGAGGGGCCGUGGGGAUGGCACAGUCCUUCAUUCUAAGAUGUGCUACUGAAAUUGUAUAUGGUUAUAUUACAUAAGAACAAUGGUGCAACACUAAUAAAAAAUAUAAUUUUAUAACAAAUGCGCUUUCUCCCGCAGUCGCUGUCCGCGGUUCUAAAACAUUAGUGCGAUGUUGAAUUGGUGCCUUUUCCUAGACCAUGUUGCUAUUUGCAUAAUAGCAAAGUUACCCAGCAUAUUGGUGUUGAGAACAAUGCGGCGGAGGCAGAAGUGGAUUUAGGAGAUGAGAAAACAGCCCUUGCCUUAAUUGUCUAAGAAAAGUUAGGAGUGAGGAAACCCCAACAUAAUUAGGUCUAUAAUCAACUGUUUAAUGUGCCUGGCUUUAUAAAUGAUAUAUAUAUAUAUAUAUAUAUAUAUAUAUAUAUAUACAAUUGAAGUCGGAAGUUUACAUACACCUUAGCCAAAUACAUUUAAACUCAGUUUUUUACAAUUACUGACAUUUAAUCCUAGUAAAUAUUCCCUGUUUUAGGUCAGUUAGGAUCACCACUUUAUUUUAAGAAUGUGAAAUGUCAGAAUAAUAGUAGAGAGAAUUAUUUAUUUCAGCUUUUAUUUCUUUAAUCACAUUCCCAGUGGGUCAGAAGUUUACAUACACUCAAUUAGUAUUUGGUAGCAUUGCCUUUAAAUUGUUUAAAUUGGGUCAAACGUUUCGGGUAGCCUUCCACAAGCUUCCCACAAUAAAUUGGGUGAAUUUUGGCCCAUUCCUCCUGACAGAGCUGGUGUAGCUGAGUCAGGUUUGUAGGCCUCCUUGCUUGCACACACUUUUUCAGUUUUGCCCACACAUUUUCUAUGGGAUUGAGGUCAGGGCUUUGUGAUGGCCACUCCAAUACCUUGACUUUGUUGUCCUUAAGCCAUUUUGCGACAACUUUGGAAGUAUGCUUGGGGUCAUUGUCCAUUUGGAAGACCCAUUUGCGACCAAGCUUUAACUUCCUGACUGAUGUCUUGAGAUGUUGCUUCAAUAUAUCCACAUAAUUUUCCUUCCUCAUGAUGCCAUCUAUUUUGUGAAGUGCACCAGUCCCUCCUGCAGCAAAGUACCCCGCACAGCAUGAUGCUGCCACCCCCGUGCUUCACGGUUGGGAUGGUGUUUCUUCGGCUUGCAAGUACCCCCUUCCUCCAAACAUAACGAUGGUCAUUAUGGCCAAACAGUUAUAUUUUUGUUUCAUCAGACCAGAGGUAAUUUCUCCAAAAAGUACAUUCUUUGUCCCCAUGUGCAGUUGCAAACCUUUAUUGCUGUUUUGGAGCAGUGGCUUCUUCCUUGCUGAGCGGCCUUUCAGGUUAUGUCGAUAUAGGACUCGUUUUACUGUGGAUAUAGAUACUUUUGUACCUGUUUCCUCCAGCAUCUUUACAAGGUCCUUUGCUGCUGUUCUGGGAUUGAUUUGCACUUUUCACACCAAAGUACGUUCAUCUCUAGGAGACAGAACGCGUCUCCUUCCUGAGGGGUAUGACGGCUGCGUGGCUGUAGGCCUAAGAGUGCAUCCUGUUCAGUCUUAUUACCGUAACUUACUUAGGCCUAUAUUUCAAUACUUUGAUUGAUAUAUACAGUGGGGGGAAAAAAGUAUUUAGUCAGCCACCAAUUGUGCAAGUUCUCCCACUUAAAAAGAGGAGAGAGACCUGUAAUUUUCAUCAUAGGUACACGUCAACUAUGACAGACAAAAUGAGGGGAAAAAAUCCAGAAAAUCACAUUGUAGGAUUUUUAAUGAUUUUAUUUGCAAAUUAUGGUGGAAAAUAAGUAUUUGGUCAAUAACAAAAGUUUCUCAAUACUUUGUUAUAUAUCCUUUGUUGGCAAUGACACAGGUCAAACGUUUUCUGUAAGUCUUCACAAGGUUUUCACACACUGUUGCUGGUAUUUUGGCCCAUUCUUCCAUGCAGAUCUCCUCUAGAGCAGUGAUGUUUUGGGGCUGUCGCUGGGGAACACGGACUUUCAACUCCCUCCAAAGAUUUUCUAUGGGGUUGAGAUCUGGAGACUGGCUAGGCCACUCCAGGACCUUGAAAUGCUUCUUACGAAGCCACUCCUUCGUUGCCCGGGCGGUGUGUUUGGGAUCAUUGUCAUGCUGAAAGACCCAGCCACGUUUCAUGUUCAAUGCCCUUGCUGAUGGAAGGAGGUUUUCACUCAAAAUCUCACGAUACAUGGCCCCAUUCAUUCUUUCCUUUACACGGAUCAGUCGUCCUGGUCCCUUUGCAGAAAAACAGCCCCAAAGCAUGAUGUUUCCACCCCCAUGCUUCACAGUAGGUAUGGUGUUCUUUGGAUGCAACUCAGCAUUCUUUGUCCUCCAAACACGACGAGUUGAGUUUUUACCAAAAAGUUCUAUUUUGGUUUCAUCUGACCAUAUGACAUUCUCCCAAUCCUCUUCUGGAUCAUCCAAAUGCACUCUAGCAAACUUCAGACGGGCCUGGACAUGUACUGGCUUAAGCAGGGGGACACGUCUGGCACUGCAGGAUUUGAGUCCCUGGCGGCGUAGUGUGUUACUGAUGGUAGGCUUUGUUACUUUGGUCCCAGCUCUCUGCAGGUCAUUCACUAGGUCCCCCCGUGUGGUUCUGGGAUUUUUGCUCACCGUUCUUGUGAUCAUUUUGACCCCACGGGGUGAGAUCUUGCGUGGAGCCCCAGAUCGAGGGAGAUUAUCAGUGGUCUUGUAUGUCUUCCAUUUCCUAAUAAUUGCUCCCACAGUUGAUUUCUUCAAACCAAGCUGCUUACCUAUUGCAGAUUCAGUCUUCCCAGCCUGGUGCAGGUCUACAAUUUUGUUUCUGGUGUCCUUUGACAGCUCUUUGGUCUUGGCCAUAGUGGAGUUUGGAGUGUGACUGUUUGAGGUUGUGGACAGGUGUCUUUUAUACUGAUAACAAGUUCAAACAGGUGCCAUUAAUACAGGUAACGAGUGGAGGACAGAGGAGCCUCUUAAAGAAGAAGUUACAGGUCUGUGAGAGCCAGAAAUCUUGCUUGUUUGUAGGUGACCAAAUACUUAUUUUCCACCAUAAUUUGCAAAUAAAUUCAUUAAAAAUCCUACAAUGUGAUUUUCUGGAUGUUUUUUUCUAAUUUUAUCUAUCAUAGUUGACGUGUACCUAUGAUGAAAAUUACAGGCCUCUCUCAUCUUUUUAAGUGGGAGAACUUGCACAAUUGGUGGCUGACUAAAUACUUUUUUCCCCACUGUAUAUAUCAAUCAAUCAAUCAUUCAUUCAUUCGUUGAUGUCAUCACACGGCAUACGAUUUCAAAUAAAAUGCAUUUUACUUUUAAAAUAAAAUAACAAAGCGACCCUUCAAUAAAGAAAUGUUACAACAGACUCUCUGGUACGCUUAUCAUUUAUUUAGUGUUGUUUACAUUGUUUCAAUCAGUCAGAAAAAUUAUAUUGUAAUCUAACAGCACCUGUUUGGCACACAGAAUAUGCACGCAGCACAUGCUCCUUACCUUUGUUUAGUUAAAGUAUUUUUUGUUCUUUUUCUCCCCAAUUUCAAUCUUGUCUCAUUGCUGCAACUCCCAAACGGGCUCGGGUGGCAAAGGUCGAGUCAUGCGUCCUCCGAAACAUGAUCCGCCAAACCACGCUUCUUAACACCCGCCCGCUUAACCCGGAAGCCAGCCACACCAAUGUGUCGGAGGAAACAUUGUUCACCUGACAACAGAGGUCAGCCUGCAGGUGCCCGGCCCGCCACAAGGAGUCGCUAGAGCACGUUGAGCCAAGUAAAGCCCCCCCGGCCAAAAACUCCCCUAAUCCGGACGAUGCUGGGCCAAUUGUGCGCCGCCUUAUUGGACUCCUGAUCACGGCCGGUUGUGAUACAGCCCGGGAUCGAACCCGGGUCUGUAGUGAUGUCGGGAAGCCCCCUUACCUUGUUUGUUAUUGAUCUCCAGUCUUUUCCACAACUAGUCAAAUUUAUUCCACACAUCUGACUUCCCCUUUACCUCCUGAGCAACCAUGCGAUGCAUACAUGUGUCACGUAAAGAGAGCAAGGGUUGAGGGAAUAGAGAAUGUUUUUCAUAAACAAAUGAGGGAUUUCAGUAACAGAACUUUUCAGUCAGAAAUGGCUGUAAUUAUGUUGCAGCUUCAGCAACACAGACAGCGCGAUAAACACUGUUGAUGUUCUGUGGUGGUCGCUGCAGCAGGGAGGAGAGAGAGACAACGGGUGCUGGUCACACAGUCACUCGCUUUAACACAGCAAGUCUGAGCCCGGCACAAUCAAAUCAAUUGCGGUCGGACUCCCUCUAGUCAUUUGUGUCUUAAUUAUUUCAUCAAACAGUUCGCUUAAAUCAACCGACAAGCUCAGUACAUAUAGUUGAUUUGAUUAAAACACAUAGGAUGGAAAAAUACACGUCGAAACAACAGAAGACUUUCGGUCGAUCAAGUUAAUUUUUUUGUCGGGGACAGCCCUACACGUCUACCUAUCCUAUUUGGCACAGACAAAUGGCGGUGAGCAGUGAGCAAAAUAACAGAACAUUUUGAAUAAAUGGGAUGGCACAGUGUACAAGGCGAGUUCUUGGUACUGCAACUCUCUAUUGCAUGGACUGCAUCAUGCAUCACACAGUUAGUGUUUACUUUGGAUAAAUAAUGGCCUCCACGCAAAUUGUUAAAGAAAGUAUCAGUGUCUGUGUGCAUUCCUGUGUGGUUGAACCCCUCUCUCAUUAUUAGUGUGAUGCUAAGAGAGGCAUGCUGCUCUGUUAGUUAGAACACUCUCUGGGGCUCUAGCUGGACCACACUGACUGCACUGUUCAGCACCACCGCUCACAUCCCAACCAAUCAGACACAUGCACACACACCUCUGUUGGCUCAGUCCUCUGGAAGGAUUUCUGAGAUAAACACCAUCUCCGCUGUUACUAUGCUACAGUAGGCUACAGUACAUGGGAGUCACCUGCUUGUUCUUGAUCAAGAGUCGAAUGGCACACUGACGCCUUUACUGGCCACCUCCUUCCUCAUUCCCUCUCCUUCCCUCCUUCCUCCUUCCCUCCUUCCUUCCUUCCCUCCUUCCCUCUCCUUCCCUCCUUCCCUCUCCUUCCCUCCUUCCCUCUCCUUCCCUCCUUCCCUCUCCUUCCCUCCCUCCUCCCUCCUCUCGCUCUCUCUCAGGAGUAUGUGUUGGCCCAUACUGAGAUGCCCACGACUCUGGAGGGGGCGGAGGGAGCCAUAAAGAAGCAGGAGGACUUCAUGACCACCAUGGACGCCAAUGAGGAGAAGAUCAAAGCCGUGGUGGACACCGGACGCAGGCUGGUCAGUGAUGGAAAUGUCAACGCUGACCGCAUCCAGGAGAAAGUGGACUCUAUUGAUGAGAGGUAUUGAAUGCUUUGUUAAAAGCGCUAUACAAUUUGAUUGAUUUAUUGUGUAUGUGGAGAACUAAAUGUUGUUUAUUCCAGUGACGAUUAUGUCAGCAACGUUACAUGUAUAGAACAAAUUGAAUUACACGCAUAGAAUAAAUUGUAUUUAUGGCACUUGUCAUGUUUGCUUAACGUCAUCUAGGUGUUAAAAUAACCUAUACAUUGGCCUCCCGAGUGGCUCAGCGGUCUAAGGCACUGCAUCCCAGUGCUAGAGGAGUUAAUACAAACCCGGGUUCAUUCCCGGACUGUGCCACAACCGGCCGUGACCAGGAGUCCCAUAGGACGGCGCACAAGUGACUCCUUGCACUCUAGUGACUCGUUGUGGCGGGCCGGGUGCCUGCGGGCUGAUCCCAGUCGCCAGUUGAACGGUGUUUCCUCCGACACAUUGUUUCGGAGGACACAUGACUCCACCUUCGCCUCUCCCGGGCCCAUUGGGGAGUUGCAGCGAUGAAACAAGAUCGAAAAUGACCUAUAAUAUUUUUUAAACAGCUGUUUCUGAGCUGUUACAUCUCUCAUGAGCUGUUAAAUCUAUCAUGUUUUAACCCCUGUCCUUCUGUCUGUGUGUGUGUGUGUUUGUAGACAUAAGAAGAACCGCUUGGCCGCCAGUGAGCUUCUCUGUAAGCUGAAGGAUAACAGAGACCUGCAGAAGUUCCUCCAAGACUGCCAAGAGGUGACACACCCCUCACCUACUUCCCCCCACCCCCACUGCACCUCACCCAUAUAUGCCAGCUAGGACUACCCCAACACACCCCAACACGCCCUGCUGCCUCCUACUGCCUGUAUACAGGAGAUGAAAUUAAUAAGUCAUUGCGGAUGGUGCCAAGCGUUGGUUGUGUGGGUCCGUCUGUGUGUGUGUUUCUGUCUGUCUCACUAACUGGCUCUCUGGUGUGUGCAGCUGUCCAUGUGGAUCAAUGAGAAGAUGCUCACGGCUCAGGACAUGUCGUACGACGAAGCCAGAAACCUCCACAGCAAAUGGCUCAAACACCAGGCGUUCAUGGCUGAGCUGCAGUCCAACAAGGAGUGGCUGGACAAGAUCGAGAAAGUCAGUAACUUAAUGACGAAUGUCUUCUCUUUUUAUCUCUUUGACAAUUUCGUUGCACAUGUCCCCUCUCUGGAGUUUUGUGUGAUUGUUUGUUUUGUGAGUGUGUGUGUCCCUAAAACUGUGUGUGUUUUCCCCCCAUGUAAAGUAGUUAUUUUUUUAGCUUGUUGCUGAUGCUUACACUCCCCACUUCCCUCCAGUCUGAUAAGAACAGCCCUCUCCUUUGGAUAAUUUAGUCCUAAAUGCAGAGCAAUCAAGUCAUAACAACCACGUGGGCUAUUUAAGCAAUAAGGCCUGAGGGGGUGUGGUAUAUGGCCAAUAUACCAUGGCUAAGGGCUAUUCUUAAGCACAACGCAACGCGGAGUGCCUGGAUACAGCCCUUAGCUGUGGUGUAUUGGCCAUAUACCACAAACCCCUGAGGUGCCUUAUUGCUAUUAUAAACUGGUUUACAAACAUAAUUAGUUUUUAGUCCCAUCCUUCAGCUACCCUCAACCCCUCUCAUCUACAGUGAGGGAAAAAAGUAUUUGAUCCCCUGCUGAUUUUGUAUGUUUGCCCACUGACAAAGACAUGAUCAGUCUAUAAUUUUAAUGGUAGGUUUAUUUGAACAGUGAGAGACAGAAUAACAACAACAAAAUCCAGAAAAACGCAUGUCAAAAAUGUUAUAAAUUGAUUUGCAUUUUAAUGAGGGAAAUAAGUAUUUGACCCCUCUGCAAAACAUGACUUAGUACUUGGUGGCAAAACCCUUGUUGGCAAUCAUAGAGGUCAGACGUUUCUUGUAGUUGGCCACCAGGUUUGCACACAUCUCAGGAGGGAUUUUGUUCCACACCUCUUUGCAGAUCUUCUCCAAUUCAUUAAGGUUUCGAGGCUGACGUUUGGCAACUCGAACCUUCAGCUCCCUCCACAGAUUUUCUAUGGGAUUAAGGUCUGGAGACUGGCUAGGCCACUCCAGGACCUUAAUGUGCUUCUUCUUGAGCCACUCCUUUGUUGCCUUGGCCGUGUGUUUUGGGUCAUUGUCAUGCUGGAAUACCCAUCCACGACCAAUUUUCAAUGCCCUGGCUGAGGGAAGGAGGUUCUCACCCAAGAUCUGACGGUACAUGGCCCCGUCCAUCGUCCCUUUGAUGCGGUGAAGUUGUCCUGUCCCCUUAGCAGAUAAAACACCCCCAAAGCAUAAUGUUUCCACCUCCAUGUUUGACGGUGGGGAUGGUGUUCUUGGGGUCAUAUGCAGCAUUCCUCCUCUUCCAAACACGGCCGAGUUGAGUUGAUGCCAAAGAGCUCGAUUUUGGUCUCAUCAGACCACAACACUUUCACCCAGUUCUCCUCUGAAUCAUUCAGAUGUUCAUUUGCAAAUUUCAGACGACCCUGUAUAUGUGCUUUCUUGAGCAGGGGGACCUUGCGGGCGCUGCAGGAUUUCAGUCCUUCACGGCGUAGUGUGUUACCAAUUGUUUUCUUGGUGACUAUGGUCCCAGCUGCCUUGAGAUCAUUGACAAGAUCCUCCCGUGUAGUUCUGGGCUGAUUCCUCACCGUUCUCAUGAUCAUUGCAACUCCACGAGGUGAGAUCUUGCAUGGAGCCCCAGGCCGAGGGAGACUGACAGUUAUUGUGUUUCUUCCAUUUUCGAAUAAUCGCACCAACAGUUGUCACCUUCUCACCAAGCUGCUUGGCGAUGGUCUUGUAGCCCAUUCCAGCCUUGUGUAGGUCUACAAUCUUGUCCCUGACAUCCUUGGAGAGCUCUUUGGUCUUGGCCAUGGUGGAGAGUUUGGAAUCUGAUUGAUUGAUUGCUUCUGUGGACAGGUGUCUUUUAUACAGGUAACAAGCUGACAUUAGGAGCACUCCCUUUAAGAGUGUGCUCCUAAUCUCAGCUCGUUACCUGUAUAAAAGACACCUGGGAGCCAGAAAUCUUUCUGAUUGAGAGGGGUCAAAUACUUAUUUCCCUCAUUAAAAUGCAAAUCAAUUUAUAACAUUUUUGACAUGCGUUUUUCUGGAUUUUUUGUUGUUAUUCUGUCUCUCACUGUUCAAGUAAACUUACCAUUACAAUUAUAGACUGAUCAUUUCUUUGUCAGUGGGCAAACGUACAAAAUCAGCAAGGGAUCAAAUACUUUUUUCCCUCACUGUAUCUCCGAAGACUAUCCAGUUUUGAUAUCUUUUUGCCAUAUAUUUUUCAGCUGUGCUGUUUCACAGAAGUUCUGAACCUAUAUACAUUUUACAGACACAGUAUAUUUUACAUUAGUUGUGUUGUUAUUUUUAGUACCACCCUUCAGCUCCACUCAACCCCUCCCAUCUAUCUCUGAACACCAUCCAGUUUUGAUUACUAUUUGCCAUAUAUUUUUCAACUGUGCUGUGAUGUUUCACAACACUUCUGAACCUUUCUAUUCUCAUAGUUUCUUCAGAUUUUAAGUUAAAGAAACAUAUUAUUAUAUUAUUGAUCGAUUGACUGACUUUUUAUAUCACCCAGCAGUGCUAUUUGCAGAGUUAGCUCCAGGUAAAUUCUACAGUCGUUCCUGAACCUGCGACCAAAAACAAGCUACUUAUGGACAGUACCAAAACAAAUGAUCUAAUGAUUCGGUCUCUUCGCAGCAAAAACGGGACGGUUGUAUCCCGCAUAUCUAUAACAUUCUAUUGGCUGCAAAAAUGUUGUAUAAUAAUUUAAAUUUAAAAACAAAGUUUUGAAUCCAGCGUCGUUUUGUUUAUCAGUUCAUAAACCAUGUGCCAUGGAAUCAGUACAUCGAAAAUCUCUUCCCAACUAUUUUGCAAUCUAUAUGGCACAGCUGUCAUUUUUUUGUCCUUCAGUGAAACUGGUAUACUUUUUUAAUCAAAAUUUUCUUUAACCAAUUUUUGUCUUUAAUGCAGGGCAGACAGAAGUUCCUUACUUUUUCCCUCUUCCACUUGCCUCUUCAAUUUUUGCGGUAAUGCUGCAAUUAAUUGGUUGUAAUUUUGAGUGGAGCAGACAUUUCCAGAUAUUUUUGUUAGCCACAUGUAUGACAUAACGCCACCAGUUCUAUUUAUGGUAACAAUUACUAAGAUUUUACCAUAAAAAAACAAAAUCUCCAAAGGUGUAUAUAUUUUUUUAUCAAUUAGUAUAUUUGAGUUCAACUAUUAUUUGUUGUAAUAUAUUUUCUAUAUUUUCUGGUGGAUUAAACUGAAAUUGCAACUCACUUUCUAUGGCUUUUUAAAAAAAUAGUGAUAUUUUGGAGAUUUCAUUUUAAAUAACCAAACAUGAGUUUGUAAACUGAAUAAAGGGAAAAAGGCCAUUCUUGAACAUGAGGUGAGACAUUCUUACUAAUCUGCUAGAGAACCAGUUCGGAUUUAAGUAUAACUUUUGGAUGACUGAAGCCUUUAGUGAGAGGCCUAAUGCUUUAAUAUUUAAUUAUUUCUGCCCUCUGAAUUCAUAUUCAUUAUAUAAAUAGGCCCAUUUAAUUUAGUCUGGCUUGCUGUUCCAAAUAAAAUGGAAUCUUUUUUUCCUCAUAUAAUAAAAAAAACAAGUCGCUAGGUGUAGGCAAGGCCAUAAGCAAAUAGCUAAACUGAGAUAUGACUAAUCAGGGUGAUUUUUCCACAAAUAAACAGGUUCUUUCCUUUCCAUGGUAGCAAGAUCUUAUCUAUUUUUGCUAACUUUCUAUUAAAAUGUAUUGUAGUGAGAUCAUUUCUUUCUUUCGGGAUAUGAAUACAGAGUAUAUCCACUUAACCGUCAGACCAUUAUAUUAGUAAACUACACUGUAAUAGUUGUAUUUUUUAGUGAUCCAAUACGUAAUAUAGUACACUUAUCAUAAUUUGGUUGUAAUCCAGAGCGGUUAGAAAAAUUAUCUAGAUCCUCUGAGGCUGUAGAGGGAUCAACAUGUUGGAUUUAAAAUAACAUGAAUCAUCAGCGUACAAUGACAACUUUGUUUUUAAGCCCUGGAUUUCUAGCCCCUUGAUAUUAUUGUUGGAUCUGAUUUUAAUGGCUAACAUUUCGAUGGCCAUAAUAAAUAGAUAUGCCGAUAGUGGACAACCUUGUUUUACUCUUGACAGUUUAAUAUUUUCUGAGAAGUAGCCAUUAUUUACUAUUUUACACCUAGGGUUACUAAUACAUAACUUUAACUCAUUGUAUAAGAGAUUCUCCAAAAUUGAAAUAUUCCAUGCAAUUAUAUUUAAAUUCCAGUCUUACUUUAUCAAAAGCCUUUUCAAAGUCUGCUAUGCAUACCAGGCCUGGUUUCCCAGAUGUUUUAGUGUUUAAUUGUUUCCAGUACUUGUCUUAUAUUAUCUCCAAUGUAUCGUCCAUGUAGAAAACCUGUCUGAUUUUAGGAUUAAUAAUAUCCGACAAUACCCUUUUAAUUCUAUGCGCUAUGCAUUUAGCUAGAAUUUAAGCCCUGGAGUUUUCCCGGAUUUACAGGUUAAGUGAUUAACCAUUAAGCGUAGUUGGAUUAAGUGAUGUUAAAAUCUAUUCAAACAAAUGAGAAGAGAAUCAUAUGAAAAGUAUUGUGAACAUUGCAUUGUGAAAGGCAAUUACUUUAUGUGAAAGGUAUUUCUAGAGGAAUCACUGAUUAGGUUUGGUGAAAAGGUUACUGUGUGAUUUUGUGUGGUACUUAGUCAAUUGAAAAUGUGCUUAAAGUUUUGAAAAACAGCCUUUUUGAUGAUAUGUUUUGAGUUUUGUACUAAGAGUUAUGACAUUUUACCAUGUGAAAAUGGUACCAAAGCGAUAAAAAAAAAAGCGGUAGUAUAUUUGCUUUAAGUGGAAUUAAUUUCAAAACAAGCUUUCAGCAGAAACAGCGCAGUAGCUCUGCAGACUAGAACGAGUAGUUUGAUAGUUCAGUAUUGACGGCUUGUUGCCGAGAGUGAUCGUGAGCAGUGUCACAUUGCUCAGGUCCGAUUGAAAGAUUUGACUGAAUCAUUGUCUUCCUUCCUGAAUGGCAUUAGUGUAGCUCUAUUUAUCUCCAUAAUGUCCUAACGUGAUUCUCUCCCACCGAAUCCCAGGAUGGAAUGCAGCUGAUAGCUGAGAAGCCGGAGACUGAGGCCAUGGUGAAGGAGAAGCUGGCAGCGCUCCAUAAGAUGUGGGAUGACCUGGAGUCCACCACCCAGACCAAGGCCAAGUGUCUGUUUGAUGCCAACAAGGCCGAGCUGUUCACCCAGAGCUGUGCCGACCUGGACAAGUGGCUGGUGGGAGUGGAUGGACAGAUCCAAUCAGACGACUACGGCAAAGAUCUGACCAGUGUCAACAUCCUGCUCAAGAAACAACAGGUGCUGACUACUGGAGCUUGA